CUUCAAACCCGCAACUUCCAAUCACAACGCUUUCCAACAAUUUCCUCCUUCCUAAAACGCUUGUUUUAGAAAAACUCACAAACCAGAACAGCUCACUUCUUCUCUCUUUAAAAUACACCAAACCUGUUUAUCAAAACAAUAACAAAACCAUUUCAGAUUUUCAAUUUCAUUGCAACACACCAUGGCCGGCAUGUUGAGACUUGCCAUGGCCUUCUCUGUUUUGCUCUCUCUGUCUCUGCCAUCAUCCCAUGCCCAAACCGCUGCUUGUGGAAACUACAAAUUUACAAGCAACAAGAUCUUCACCUCCUGCAGCGACCUUCCCUACCUCAACUCUUUCCUCCAUUGGACCUUUGAACAAUCAACCGGGAAACUUCAAAUGGCGUACAGACACACAGGGAUCACAACCUCAAACUGGGUCGCGUGGGCCAUCAACCCAAACCAAAACAGUGAAUCGUCAGCCAUGGUUGGUGCUCAAUCUCUGGUUGCUUUUCAGCAAUCCAAUGGAACCACCAGGGUCUACAAGUCGCCUAUCAGCAACUACCAGACCAAUUUGGCGGAGGGAAAUCUGGAAUACGACGUUUCUGAUUUGUCAGCCGAGUAUUUGAACAAUGAUGAGAUGAUCAUCUUUGCUACGUGGACUCUUCCCACCAAUUCAACCACCAUACUUCAGGUUUGGCAGCAGGGUCCGGUUUCCAGUGACUCGCCCUCAGUUCAUCCCACCGUUGCACCCAACACUAAUGCCAAGGGGACUUUGAAUUUGCUUUCUGGGCAGACAGCAUCGAGCGGUGGAGGCGGCUCUAGAAUUAGAAAGAAAAACAUCCAUGGAAUUCUAAAUGCAGUGAGUUGGGGUGUGUUGAUGCCUUUUGGAGCAAUGGUAGCAAGGUACUUGAAGGUCUUCAAAUCCGCAGACCCUGCAUGGUUUUACCUUCACGCCACUUGCCAAACCUCAGCCUACGUUGUUGGUGUUGCUGGCUGGGCCACUGGUCUUAAACUUGGUAGCGAUUCUACAGGCAUCCAGUACGACACACACAGAAACAUUGGGAUCACCCUCUUCUGCCUUGGAACACUUCAGGUCUUUGCUUUGCUUCUGAGACCCAACAAGGACCACAAAUUCAGAUUCCACUGGAACAUCUACCACCACGCAACUGGGUACGCUGUUAUCAUCCUCAGCAUCGUCAACAUAUUCGAAGGAUUUGACAUCUUGCAACCUGAGAAGAAGUGGAAGAAUGCAUACAUCGGCUUGAUCAUUGCCUUGGGUGUCCAAGCGGCAUUGUUGGAAGCUUAUACAUGGUAUGUUGUACUGAAGAGGAAGAGGUCAGAAAAGGCACCGCGCACGGCCAAUGGUGUCAACGGCUACAGUGCUUAGAGGUCAGAGGAAGGAGAUGCAGAGCGUACGGAAUAGUUUGGCAGCGGGAGGAAAUGGUUCUUUUGAGUUUCUUCCUCCACCUUCAUCUUCCUUCUGCAUACAUGUUCUUGCACCCUUUUGUAUAUUUUAUGGCAUGAGUGUGUACACUAUUAUGUACUGAGGGAUUUCAGGAUUAGAGAUAAUUCUUUCGUAAAUUAGACAUGCUACCUGAGAGAUUUGAUGUAUUGUACUGAGGGAUUUUUUCCUGAUAUAUUUAUUUUUCCAUCUCAUUUCAUUGCU
This is a messenger RNA of Prunus mume (Japanese apricot), 1645 nucleotides long. Its product is annotated as Auxin-responsive family protein. Lineage: Eukaryota; Viridiplantae; Streptophyta; Magnoliopsida; Rosales; Rosaceae. The record is from RefSeq and is a predicted model, not a curated record.